AUGAGUAUGGAAAACCCGCAACAUAACCUCAAUGAAGACGCGGAUAAGACCAAGUACCAUUGUGCGCACUGUGACCAGCCGGAGAAUGACGAGUUGCAAAUGGUUUUCUGCGAUCAUUGCCAGAACGGCUACCAUUACAGCUGCGUCGACGGUCCCACGACGGAAAAUGACGAUGAAGAGUGGAUGUGCCCCCUGUGUCGAAAAUCCGAUACCGACCAUCCUGAUCCGGAAGAUGAAGAGAUUGCGGCAGCAAUAAAAGCAGUAGAGCUGGAGAGGGAACGCCAGCGGAACCGUCAGGCCCAGAAAUUGAAACUGGCCCAGAUGCAGAUGGAACUCGAAAAAGAGAAGCUGGAAAUGCAAUGGGACACUGAGAAGAAGAUUCUUGAGAUGAAGAUCAAGGCGGAAACUGACUUCAUUCGGAAUCACAAGGCCGAACGUAAGGAGUUACAAAAGGAAUUGAAAAAGUUGACCAAACAACGACUGCGGAAGGAGAAAAGUGCGAAUAAAUCCGGAACCGUCGGGAAGAAAGAGGAAACGUCAAACCCUACAGAGUUCCGCGACGGGAACGUUAGUAAUUCAACUCCAAUUCUGCAAGCUGGUGCUUCAGAAACGCAGAUCAGGAAAAAGAAAUUUAAGCAGGGAUCGGUAGUCUUCGGGGAAAAAAGUAAAACCUCAGUGGGGGAAAAUAGCAGCUUCGAGGCCGAAUCUGAAGACGGCAGUAGCGCCGAAUUAUCAGAUGAUAGCAGCAGUACCGAAUCGUCUGAGAACAGCAGUAGCACCGAAUCUGAGUCCGAAGAAAAGGGGUCCAAAAAGAAGAAGAGUGUUAGAGCAGGUCCAAAGGCGCAGAUGACCGCUCGUCAAUUCUUGUCUCGAAAGCUUCCCACGUUCACCGGCCGCCCGGAGGAAUGGCCCAUAUUUAUCAGCAGUUAUCAAACAUCGACAAUAGCGUGUGGAUUUUCGAACUUGGAAAAUCUUGCCCGUCUUCAGGAGUGCUUGAAGGGUGCUGCCAGAGAUGCGGUCAGCAGUCGUCUCCUGUUGCCGGAUGCCGUGCCUCAAGUAAUGGAGACGCUGCGUAUGUUGUACGGACGUCCCGAGCAGCUUUUAAAUACGCUUUUAAUGAAAGUGCGGAAGGCUGAUCCACCGAAAUCGGACAAGCUGUCGUCGUUCAUCACCUACGGGGUUCUCGUCCAACAGCUCUGCGACCACCUCGAAGCUUCGAAAUUGAUGGACCACUUAGUGAACCCGAUGCUAAUUCGGGAACUAGUGGAUAAGCUGCCAGCGAGCACGAAAAUUUACUGGGUACGGUAUAAACGGCAAGUGACAUCGGUGACGCUGAGGACAUUGGCAGAUUUUCUGUCCGAUUUAGUUUCCGCUGCAAGCGAAGUGGUUAACUACUCGGAAAUGUCACCACAGGUCAGUGGUGGUAAAACGGGAAAGCCAAAGAGCAACAAGGGCAAAGAGCAAGAGAGUUACGUUUACACGCAUAGUGGGUCUGAAGUUGCCGCUCAAAACAAAAAACCGGAACGUACACCGUGUGCGAUGUGUGGAGAAACCAAUCAUCGAUUGCGGAAUUGUGAUAACUUUCGCAAACUCAGCGUACCACAACGGUGGGAAGCGGUUAACAAAUGGGAGCUGUGUCCAAUAUGCCUCAAUGCUCACGGAAAAGCGAAGUGUAAGCUGAAUAUUCGCUGUACCGCAGAAGGUUGCUCGGAACGCCACAAUAGACUACUGCAUCCUGCCGAGUUUCAGUCAAGUUGUAACACCCACAGCGCUUUAUCCAAGGAUUCGAUCCUGUUUAGAAUGGUGCCGGCCAUGAGUUUCGCUGACGUAGCCGGAAAGUAUCGUCAUCUGGAAGGGUUGCCAGUGACCGAUUACGCUGCAUCUGCACCAUUGCUUCUGAUUGGACUCAAACAUAUCGAGCUUUUCGCCCCGUUGGAAUCCCGCGUCGGUCAACCAGGCGAACCGAUUGCCGUGCGCUCUAAACUUGGUUGGACGAUCUACGGACCGCAAGACUCAACGCAAGGUGAGGGAUUUCUAGCACAACACUCGUGUGCUGGAUUAUCGAAUGCAGAGCUACACGAUCUUCUCAAGUCACAGUACACAGUCGAAGAAAAGGGCUUCUCGGCGGAUUUGAUGCCGGAAUCAGACGAUGAUCGAAAAGCUCGGGAAAUGCUGGAGGAGAAAACUGUUCGCGUCGGCGAUAGGUUCAUGACUGGACUGCUGUUCAAGGAAGACAACCCAACGUUUCCGGACAGCCUACCCAUGGCGCUGCGGCGCAUGAAGAGCCUGGAGAAGAAAAUGUCGAAAACCCUAAGCUACUGUCAUAGAGCAACGAAGGAGGAACUGGCAUCUGUAAUCCCUGGCAAGGUUUGGUACUUGCCGUUAAACGUUGUUGUCAAUCCGAAAAAAGACAAGGUUCGCUUGGUAUUGGACGCGGCGGCCGAAGUGAAUGGUGUGUCGCUCAACUCCAAGCUCCUGAAAGGGCCGGACUACUUGGCCUCUCUACCAUCCGUGAUCGCCAAAUCUCGGGAGUUUCUCAACGGAUUUGGAGGUGACAUCCGUGAGAUGUUUCACCAGCUCAAAGUUCGACCGGAGGACAGACUGGCGCAACUGUUUGUAUUUGGAAACGAAAUCUACGUGAUGGAUUGUGUCAUUUUUGGAGCCACCUGCUCUCCUAGUAUGGCAAUGUUCGUGAAAGACAAGAAUGCUCGGGACUACGCUGAACAGUUCCCAGAAGCUUAUGAUGCAAUCGUCCACAAGCACUAUGUGGACGAUUACUUCGACAGUACGAACACUGUCGAAAAGGCUGUCCAGCGGGCAAGCGAGGUAAGAUUCGUUCACUCUAAAGGCGGUUUCGAAAUCAGAGGCUGGGUGUCAAAUUCUCUGGAAUUCCUGGAACGCAUGGGUGAAACGGAGAAGAAACAAGCAAUUCAUCUCGACUCGGCUAAUCCGGAACGCGUUUUGGGGAUAGUGUGGAACACAAAGGACGACGUCUUCGCAUUUACAACCAAGAUGCGCGACUCGUUAAUGCCAUACCUGUACGAUCCCUACGAAACGCGUAGUGCUUAG
Molecule: messenger RNA, 3069 nt
Organism: Wyeomyia smithii (pitcher-plant mosquito)
Lineage: Eukaryota; Metazoa; Arthropoda; Insecta; Diptera; Culicidae
Exons: 3
Coding region: 1-3069 (1022 amino acids)
Source: RefSeq, a predicted model, not a curated record